AUGUUUGGCUCUACUACUGCCAAUUCAACUGCUCCGUCUUUUGGAGGGUUCGGUAAUACCAAUAAUAGUAGUACAGGUGGUGGCUUGUUUGGUACUGCCAAUAAACCACCCGCUUCGAGUGGUGGUGGAUUAUUUGGAUCAUCUAAUAAUGCUACUAAUACAAACACCGCAAAUGCUUCUGGCGGUGGGUUAUUUGGAGGUAAUAAUGCAAAUACAGGUGGUGGAUUUGGAACUGGAAACACGAAUACACAACAAAGCGGGGGACUCUUUGGAAAUAAACCUGCUGCCACGACAGGAGGAGGGUUAUUUGGUGCUUCUACUAGCAAUGCACCAUCAGGUGGAGGAUUAUUUGGAGGAAAUACAAAUGCAAAUACUAAUAAUGCGAGUGGUACGACUGGUGGUGGAUUAUUUGGGGGUAAUACUAAUACGAAUCAACAACCUCAACCUCAACCACAGCAACAACAACAACCACAGCAAGGUGGUGGAUUAUUUGGAGGCGCGAGUAAUACAAAUCAACAACCACAGCAAGGAGGUGGGUUAUUUGGAGGCUCCAGUAAUACAAAUCAGCAACAGGGUGGUGGAUUGUUUGGAUCGAAGCCCCCUGCAUCAUCAGGUGGAUUAUUCGGCGGUAAUACUAAUGCCAAUCAACAGCAACCACAGCAACAGCAACAGCAAGGUGGUGGUUUAUUUGGAGGCGCCAGUAAUACAAAUCAACAACAGAGUGGUGGGUUGUUUGGCGGUUCCAGUAAUACAAACCAACAACAGAGUGGUGGGUUGUUUGGCGGUUCCAGUAAUACAAACCAACAACAAGGUGGUGGAUUGUUUGGAGGCUCAGGUAAUGCAAAUCAGGCACAGAGUGGAGGACUAUUCGGAUCGAAACCACCUGCAUCAUCAGGUGGAUUAUUUGGAGGUAGCAGUAACACGUCGAAUCAACAAUCUGGUGGACUCUUCGGAGGUAAUACUGCAGGCCAACAAUCUGGUGGCUUAUUUGGAUCAUCGUUGAAUAAACCAGCUGGGGGAGGAUUGCUCAAUAACCAACAACAGCAACAGCAUCAACAACAACAGCAACAAUUAACUGCCAUGACUAGAGUAGGUGAUUUACCAGAACCAAUCAAAAGGGAAUUACAGGAAUUCGAUAAGUAUAUCAACACACAACAUCUUAUUGCCACAACAUUACAGUCAGAUUUAUCUAAGCAUGAUAGGCUAAUUAAAUCCAUUCCAAAAGAUACGAAUUAUUUGUAUACAAAAUUAUCAUCCACCAAACAAGCAUUAAAGUUUGAUUCGAAUCAAUUAUUAAAUUUGAAAGAAGUCAAUAAUGAGUUGAUUGAAGAUAUAAAUAAAAUCAUGCAGCUUAUCAUUCAAUUAUCUACCCCAGGCACAAAGUUAUCGUCAUCAUUCCAGUUGAACGAGUUUUUCAUCAAAAAGAUAAAAAAGUAUCACGAGGUAUUGAACAACUACGAACUAAUCGUAAACGAAGCAGAACAAGUCAUAAGCGGUUUAGAAAGACUGUGUGUAGAUGGUUUCGGAGGCUUAUUUAACAUUAUUGAAGUUAUAAAGUCACAGUUUAAUUUAUUUAUGGAACUAUGUGAAACAAUGGCUCAGUUACAUAAUGAAGUAAACAAGGUAGUCAAAUAA
Messenger RNA from Debaryomyces hansenii CBS767, 1635 nucleotides. It is a transcript of the gene NUP49, whose product is annotated as FG-nucleoporin. Bases 1 to 1635 code for a protein of 544 amino acids. The transcript has a single exon. NCBI's taxonomy places the organism in Eukaryota, Fungi, Ascomycota, Pichiomycetes, Serinales, Debaryomycetaceae. Gene Ontology annotation, cellular component: nuclear pore. The record is from RefSeq and is a predicted model, not a curated record. Gene Ontology annotation, molecular function: structural constituent of nuclear pore. Gene Ontology annotation, biological process: nucleocytoplasmic transport.